AUGGCGUCAUUAACCGGUCAAACGAAUCAAGAGGAACUUUUGUCUAUGGAAGAAGAACCAAAUUAUUAUAAUCAACGAGGUGAAAUUGCUACAUUCUAUUCUGGAAAAAAAGUUCUCGUAACAGGGGGUUUAGGAUUUUUAGGAAGGCUUAUAAUAGAAAAACUUUUGAGUGCAACACCCGUGCGUUUUAUGGAUAAUAUUCGUUUUAUGGUUAAUACGAAUGUUCGAGAAACAGGGAAUCUUUUCUUGCUUGCACAGGAGAUGAAAAGCUUGAAAGCCYUUGUCUAUGUAUCAACGGCAUAUUUGAACUGCGUAUAUAAUAAAAUUGAAGAAAAAUUCUAUAAGCCACCUAUAAAGACAGAAGACAUAAUUAAAUUGACAGAGAUUUUGAACGAAAAUCAAUUACGGCCAUGUAUUGUUGUCUCAUCGGAAAAGGAACCAAUUGCCGGUUGGAUAAACAAUCUAUAUGGAAUAACAGGUGUUGCUGUAGGUAGUGCGACUGGUGUUUUACAUACGAUGUAUUGUAAUAAAAACUUUAUUUGCGACAUCAUUUCUGCCGACUAUGUUGCCAACAACAUUAUUGCUGCCACAUUGCAAAAAAACAAGUGUUUUUCUGAUACUUACAUAAAAGGAAUUCGAGUUUUUUUACUAAAAGACCUGAUGAAGACGGUUGAAGAAUCAAGACCAUUUAAUAGAAGAACUUGGAGAGUAGUGUAUUUGGUCAGCUACCCCCACUCCAAGGUCACAUCGGGGUCAGGUGAUCCGCGCAGAAUUCAAUACAUUACAAAAGUUCAGCUAGUCAGUAAUUCCGAGGUUACUACUAGCAAUAAGCAGCAAAUUAAGAGCAGAUCAUUACACAAGGUCCAAGCGAUACACUGA
Polistes canadensis is the source of this 879-nucleotide messenger RNA. RefSeq names its product putative fatty acyl-CoA reductase CG8306. The transcript has 6 exons. Gene Ontology annotation, biological process: long-chain fatty-acyl-CoA metabolic process. Lineage: Eukaryota; Metazoa; Arthropoda; Insecta; Hymenoptera; Vespidae. The record is from RefSeq and is a predicted model, not a curated record. Bases 1 to 879 code for a protein of 292 amino acids. Gene Ontology annotation, cellular component: peroxisome. Gene Ontology annotation, molecular function: alcohol-forming very long-chain fatty acyl-CoA reductase (NADP+) activity.